GCCAGCUGUAACCCUCUCUCUCUCUCUCUCUCUCUCUCUCUCUCUCUCUCUCUCUCUCUCUCUCUCUCUCUCUCUCCCCGAACCCCAUUAAAUAAGCUGGCGCACGGAUGUGCAAGAAGAAGAAGAAGAAGAGGCAAACUCCAAUUUGCUAAACGUCUUCGUUUUCCUCUGCGAAGACAUGGCGGAUAAAGGUCGACCAUUGCCCAAGUUUGGUGAAUGGGAUGUCAAUGAUCCGGCAUCGGCUGAGGGGUUCACAGUCAUUUUUAACAAGGCCAGGAAUGAGAAAAAGACUGGAGGCAAGCCCGAAUCACCAACAAAGGAGGAAUCUGCAUAUAGGCCUGGAGCGACUCUUGGGAAGCCUCAGUCUAAAAAAUGGUUUUGCUGUGUAUCUUCCCAUGCAGAAUCUUGAGGUUCUUGAGCUGGUACGGCUUAUGAUGCGCUGCCCCACCAUAUAUUCCAGUAGACUGGAGCUGUGGUCAAGCUGUGAUGGGUUAUGCUGGAAUCUGUUCUGAUGUGAUUUAAAAUUGAUGACAUUUUGGGCUUGGUCGAGGAAAUUAUUAAAAACUAUUUUUAUUUUGUGUUUGAUUGCGGGUGUUAUUUGUUUGGUUCUGCUUCUUCAAUUGUUUAUUCUUUCACAUUAAGCUGCGACUUCUUUUUGCGAUAUUCUUUAGCCUGCGUCGAUGAAAUAUAUGAUCGUAUUACGUUAUUUGUA
Molecule: messenger RNA, 712 nt
Organism: Rhododendron vialii
Lineage: Eukaryota; Viridiplantae; Streptophyta; Magnoliopsida; Ericales; Ericaceae
Product: protein NOI4
Exons: 3
Coding region: 179-409 (76 amino acids)
Source: RefSeq, a predicted model, not a curated record